Drosophila hydei is the source of this 943-nucleotide messenger RNA. Its product is annotated as immune-induced peptides. The record is from RefSeq and is a predicted model, not a curated record. The transcript is spliced from 4 exons. Bases 48 to 866 code for a protein of 272 amino acids. Lineage: Eukaryota; Metazoa; Arthropoda; Insecta; Diptera; Drosophilidae.
CUCAAUGCUGAUGGCAUUCAACUGAAAUCUGUUGAGCUAUAGGUAACAUGGGUUCGCGAGGAAUACUUGGAUUGAGCUGCGCGCUCUUGCUGUGCGCAGUGAUUAGCGCACAACAAACGUACGAUGGACGCAAUGGACCGCAUGUGUUUGGCCCGCCAGGUCAGCAGGUGUAUAUACGUGGUCAGAAUGAAGGUAGCUAUCAGGUACCUGGAGUACCCGGCACAUUCCAGAACUCGGCUACUGGUGGCGGAGCACACAGCUACACGGACGAGAACGGCAACACGUAUGUGCAUAAUAAGAAUGGAGGUGGUAGACCAGCUACACACAGCAUAGAUGGCCCGGACCUAGUGGCUCGUCGUGGAGGCGCACAGCGUCGUGUAAGCGAUCCUUCUGCCAAUGCUUAUCGUAGCCGACGAGAUACUGUAAUUAGUCGCCCGGAUCGUGUUGUUAGCAUCACAAGGAGUGGCCCAACCGUAAUUAGUCGCAGUCGUCGUGACUUCCAUGUCGGACGCCCCGAUCGCACCGUCGACUACAGCACCGGAUCCGGUGAUUUUGUCAUACAGCGCGGCCGACGCAGUCCCGAGUCUGUGUACGUUAGUCGUCCGGAUGGCCGUUCAGUGAGCUAUGGCGAUGGUGGCUUCAUUGCCAAUGGCCGUGAUGGACGCACUGUUGCCCACUCCCGGCAUAGACGCGCACGUGUCCAGGGCGAAAACUUUGUGGCACGCGAUGAUCAGGCUGGCAUCUGGAACGAUAACGUCUCCAUUUGGAAGCGUCCCGAUGGACGCACAGUUACCGUUGAUAGCAAUGGCAAUGUCAUCACCUCCGGCAGUCCCAACGGACGCGGUCCACAGCGCUAUUCCGGCUAAACGAGGAAGGACUGAAGAGGCAACAUUAAAUGUAGUACGAAAUACUUAAAUCAAAUACAUCAAUUUUCACAAAUGUA